CUAACCAAAUGGAAGAGGACUUUGAGGAUGAAGAAGAAGAUUUUGAAGAUGAACAAACCGAGGAAGAGGAGCAUGAGGCUGAGGAAGAUUAAAAUACAACAUGCAUAUUUAUGAAUGCUAAUAUAACUAAUUUUAGAUUUAUAAAUUAUAAUUGUGCAGACAUGAGAAAGAGCAAAGGGAAAGCAACAGCUAUGGCCAAGAAAAAAGGGAAACCAAGAGGUAAUGGAAAAGCAGCUUUAAUACUGGCUGCUACUCAAGUUCCUCCUCAACCUCCUAGGUUGCCUGAGCGUGUCGAGGAAUGUCAUGAUGAUGAUGAUUACAUUCCUGAUGGGGACAUGAUUGAAGAGAUGGAUACAAAUGAAGAAAUAAAUGAUGAAGAAAUGAAUGGUGCAGUGCAAAAUCAUGAGGAUACAAUGAAUGAGGAUCAGAUGAAUGAUGAACUUGGGAUUGAUCCAAGACAGAGCAAUGGCCGAGAGCCAACCCUUAAAGCCCCUGCUGAUGCAAAUGAAAAAGUGAUUGUUAGGUGCACAAGAGGAAUGUAUGAAAAUAUCACGUUCUUCUAUCACUAAUUUGAAUUUAUGUGUUU
Phoenix dactylifera (date palm) is the source of this 586-nucleotide messenger RNA. The record is from RefSeq and is a predicted model, not a curated record. NCBI's taxonomy places the organism in Eukaryota, Viridiplantae, Streptophyta, Magnoliopsida, Arecales, Arecaceae.